Molecule: messenger RNA, 1731 nt
Organism: Rhinichthys klamathensis goyatoka
Lineage: Eukaryota; Metazoa; Chordata; Actinopteri; Cypriniformes; Leuciscidae
Exons: 3
Coding region: 1-1731 (576 amino acids)
Biological process (GO): proteolysis
Molecular function (GO): aspartic-type endopeptidase activity
Source: RefSeq, a predicted model, not a curated record
AUGUCACACAACGACGGUGGCGAAAAUGCUGCUGCUGCGGCGCCGGAUGCUGUUAGCGGCGCGGCUAAUGUCGGCGCUAUAUACGCGGCCACCAUCAAGUUACCGGACUUUUGGCAGCACAAUCCGCGGCCGUGGUUUCAACACAUCGAGGUACAGUUCCAGCUGAGGGGAAUAACACAGGACGUUACAAAAUAUUUCCAUGUAGUAGCGGCCUUAGAUGCCUCGACAACAGCCAGGGCUAUGGCGUUAUUAGAGGCUCCGCCAGCUGACGGCAAAUACGACGCACUCAAAACAUUUCUGUUGAACCUCUUUGAACUGUCGGAGCUAGAGAAGGCAGAUCGCCUGUUGUCCCUGAACGGCCUUGGCGACAGUAAGCCGUCCGAGUUAAUGGAGAGGAUGCUAGCGGUGCUGGGCGCGGCGGAUCCCGCGUUCCUUUUCGCCCACAUAUUCCUGCGGCAGCUUCCAGCACCCGUGCGCACCGCACUGGCCAGCUCCGCCCUCCCCUCCUCCAGAGACUACCGAGCGCUUGCUGUGGAGGCAGACAGGAUUUUUCUCGCCAACCGGCAACAACGGGUGGUGUUAUUACCAUUCAAGGUUUGGGGCCAAGGCCAAACAGUGUCGCCAGCCUUGCAGUUUUGGAGCCCAGGGAAAAGCCAGGGCCGGCGCUCAUUAGCAGCUAUGGGCGCUGGCCGGGACUGCAAGCUGUUAUUCAUCACGGACACAUUGUCCGGCCGGCGGCUGCUGGUCGAUUCGGGGGCUCAGCGUAGCAUCCUGCCGGCGAAGCCGGUGGACACCAUGGCUGGCGGGCAUGGCCCCCCGAUGGAUGCCGCCAACGGCACACCCAUUCGUACUUAUGGCACAAGGUAUGUGGAAGUGUGUUUCGGCGGGCGGCGUUUCGGCUGGGAUUUCGUCAUGGCCGCCGUGUCUACGUCGCUCCUAGGGGCAGAUUUCCUUUGUGCUUACAGGCUGUUGGUGGACGUUACAAACCACCGCCUGAUCGACGCCCUCUCUUUUGCUUCGUACCCCUGUACACUGGGGGGGACGGGGGCGCUUUGUCUGUCGAACACGUUUGCCACAGGGGACCUGUAUCAACGCCUUCUCGCUGAGUUCCCUGACAUCACCACACCCACGUUUUCAUCGGCGGUGGCUAAGCAUGCCGUGGAGCACUACAUCACUACGGUGGGCCCACCAGUCUAUGCACGAGCUCGGCGCCUCGACUCUGCCAAGCUCGCGAUCGCCAGGGAGGAGUUUGCCACUAUGGAGCACCUCGGCAUCGUGCGCCGCUCCAACAGCCCGUGGGCUUCCCCCCUGCACAUGGUGACAAAGGCCGAUGGCAGUUGGCGUCCGUGUGGUGAUUUCCGUCGCCUGAACAAUGCUACAACCCCCGACCGGUACCCUGUGCCGCACAUACAGGACUUCUCCGCCCACCUAGCCGGCGCCACCAUAUUCUCAAAGGUGGACCUGGUGCGCGGUUACCACCAGGUGCCUGUCCACCCGCAGGAUGUCCCCAAGACAGCGGUCAUCACACCCUUUGGCCUUUUCGAAUUCCUUCGGAUGCAUUUUACUCAUUUCGGAGAAAUGGUCCACGCUGGAGUCGAGGGUGGUAAGAGCACAGGAGCCAGGGUGACGUGUAAAGGUGGAGCGGAGGCGGAGCACUCAGAGGCUGGAGGUCUUAGCUGGGAACUGGGUUGUGAGUGGGACUGGCGUUGUUGUCCACAGUUCCAAUGGUGA